ACACACAGCGCAAAUGGCAGCGUUCGUUUACACAGCCGCUUCGGCUCUCUUAUUCUGGAUUAUAAACACAGCAUCGGGGGCGCGGGUUUAUCCUCCUAAUGAAGUGACGUUACUGGACUCCAGGACGGUGCAGGGUGAACUGAAAUGGGUCUCCAGUCCAACAGAAGGAGGGUGGGAGGAGGUCAGCAUCAUGGACGAGAAGAACACCCCCAUCCGGACGUACCAAGUGUGCAACGUGAUGGAGCCCAGCCAGAACAACUGGCUCCGGACGGACUGGAUCGCCCGCGGCGCCGCCCAGCGCAUCUACGUGGAGAUCAAGUUCACCCUGCGCGACUGCAACAGCCUCCCGGGCGUCACGGGGACGUGCAAGGAGACCUUCAACCUGUAUUACUACGAAUCCAACAACGACAAGGAGCGCUACAUCCGCGAGAACCAGUUCACCAAGAUCGACACCGUGGCCGCCGACGAGAGCUUUACGCAGGUGGAUAUCGGGGAUCGCAUCAUGAAGCUCAACACCGAAGUGCGGGACGUGGGGAUCCUGACACGCAAGGGUUUCUACCUGGCCUUCCAGGACGUCGGCGCCUGCAUCGCCUUGGUCUCCGUGCGGAUUUUUUACAAGAAGUGUCCCCUCACGGUGCGCAACCUGGCCCAGUUCCCUGACACCACCACGGGUGCGGAUACGUCCUCGCUGGUGGAAGUGCGCGGUUCUUGUGUGGACAAUUCCGAAGAGAAGGAAGUACCCAAGAUGUAUUGUGGCGCCGACGGAGAAUGGCUGGUGCCCAUCGGCAACUGUCUGUGCAACCCGGGAUUCGAGGAACGUGCAGGAGCGUGCCAAGCCUGUAAGGCGGGUCACUACAGGGCCUUAUUGACGGACGCCGGCUGCUCCAAGUGCCCCCCACACAGCUACUCGGUCCGCGAAGGUUCCACCUCGUGCACGUGCGACAAGGGAUUCUUCCGCUCCGAGACGGACCCCGCCUCCAUGCCCUGCACCCAGCCACCGUCCGCCCCGCAGCACCUCAUCUCCAACGUGAACGAGACCUCGGUGAACCUGGAGUGGUCGGUGCCGGCGUUCUCCGGCGGCCGGCAGGAUCUCACCUACAACGUCGUGUGCAGGCGCUGCGGCCCGGACGGACAGAGGUGCGAACCCUGCGGCGUCUGGGUGCACUUCACGCCGCAGCAGCUCGGCCUCCGGAGCACCCGCGUGUCCAUCAACGAGCUCCAGGCGCACACCAACUACACCUUCCAGGUGUGGGCGGUGAACGGCGUGUCCCCGCAGAGCCCGGGGCCCGAGCAGGCCGCCUCGGUCACCGUCACCACCAACCAGGCCGCUCCCUCUCCGGUUUCUUCCAUCCAGGCCAAGGACAUCACACGGCACAGCGUGUCCCUGGUGUGGCUGCAGCCCGAGAGACCCAACGGCGUCAUCCUGGAGUACGAGGUCAAGUACUACGAGAAGGAUCAGAACGAGCGCAGCUAUCGCAUCAUGAAGACCUCCUCCCGCAGCGCCGACAUAAAAGGUCUGAGUCCGCUCACCUCCUACGUCUUCCACGUCCGCGCCCGUACCGCCGCCGGCUACGGUGAAUUCAGCGCCCCCUUCGAAUUCAUGACCAACUCAGUUCCUUCUCCCAUCAUCGGUGAUGGUGCCAACUCCACGGUUCUCCUGGUCUCGGUUAUCAGCAGUGUGGUUCUGCUGCUCGUCUUCAUCGGGGUCUUCAUCAUCGGCCGCAGGAGGAGUAAAUACAGCAAAGCCAAGCAGGAUUCGGACGAGGAGAAGCACCUCCAUCCAGGGGUGCGGAUCUAUGUGGACCCUUUCACGUACGAGGACCCCAACCAGGCCGUCCGCGAGUUCGCCAAAGAGAUCGACGCCUCCUGCAUUAAGAUCGAAAAGGUCAUCGGGAUUGGUGAAUUUGGGGAGGUGUGCAGCGGCCGCUUGAAGAUGCCCGGCAAGCGCGAGAUCUGCGUCGCCAUCAAGACCCUAAAAGCGGGAUACACGGAGAAGCAGAGGCGGGACUUCCUGAGCGAGGCGAGCAUCAUGGGACAGUUCGACCACCCCAACAUCAUCCGGCUGGAGGGAGUCGUCACCAAAUGUAAGCCGGUCAUGAUCAUCACCGAGUACAUGGAGAACGGCUCCCUCGACGCCUUCCUGAGGAAAAACGACGGCCGCUUCACCGUCAUCCAGCUGGUCGGUAUCCUGCGAGGAAUCGCAUCCGGGAUGAAGUACCUGUCCGACAUGAGCUACGUCCACCGCGACCUGGCCGCCAGGAACAUUCUGGUGAACAGUAACCUGGUGUGUAAGGUGUCGGAUUUCGGGAUGUCCCGCGUGCUGGAGGAGGAUCCUGACGCGGCGUACACGACACGGGAAAUAAUGGGAACCUAUCAAUCGCAGGGUGGAAAGAUCCCAAUCCGCUGGACGUCCCCGGAGGCCAUCGCCUACAGGAAGUUCACCUCGGCCAGCGACGUGUGGAGCUACGGGAUCGUCAUGUGGGAGGUCAUGUCGUACGGCGAGCGUCCGUACUGGGACAUGAGCAACCAGGACGUCAUCAAAGCCAUCGAGGAGGGGUACAGGCUGCCCCCGCCCAUGGACUGUCCGGUCUCUCUACACCAGCUCAUGCUGGACUGCUGGCAGAAGGAACGUUCAGAGAGACCAAAGUUCAGCCAGAUCGUCAACAUGCUGGACAAACUGAUCCGGAACCCCAACAGCCUGAAGAGGACCGGAGCCGAAAUAGCGAGACCCAACACCACCCUCCUAGAGCCCAGCAGUCCGGAGUUCUCCCCUCCCCUGGGCACCGUCACCGACUGGCUAACGGCCAUCGACAUGGAGCGUUACCGUGACAACUUCACCGCCGCCGGCUACAUCACCCCGGAGGCCGUGGUGCACAUGACGCCGGAAGACAUGUCACGGAUCGGCAUCUCGACACCGACGCACCAGGACAAGAUCCUCAGCAGCGUGCAGGGAAUGCUGUCCCACAUGCAGCAGAUACAGGACAGGAUGGUUCCUGUCUGAUUAAAAACAAACUUAAACAGGAACUUUUUCACUUUUUUUUGGUCUUUUUUUAUUUCUUUUUGUUGUUGUUUUUAAAGGAAAAUCCAUUUUUACCUCAUCCGCGCACUUUAAAACGAAUCGAAGGAGAAAAACGGUGAACGAGGACGAAGGACCGAAGCAGAAGGAGAGCGACUCGACCGCUCAGCACUUUUUUAUUUUCCCUGGACGACUUUUGGACGUUUUGAUCUGAGGAUUGUGGCGUCGUGAAAUACUGAUUAUGUUUCCCAGAAGGCUGUUUGGUUGGAUCUGCUUUUUCUGUAUGUAUGUAUGUAAAUAAGUAGGACUUUUUGGAUUCGCCUCCUCGGCCGUUUCAUCGUGACUCCGUCCACCUGGCGGGUUAAAAACAUCAUGAAAACGACACUUUAUUCUUCGCUUCUGGGAUUUCUGACUGCGUCGGGGCUCCUGCGGCUCCUCCGGCUCGUCUCUUUGAAAUGGAAUAUGCGUCUCCAGUCGGCCGGCUGUGUAAGCACGCCGUCGGAUUACAGAAUGCUGCUCCAGAGACUCCAGAUCUAGUUUUUUCUCUCUCCCUCUCUCUCUUUCUUUUCUAUAUUGGUCUCCGCGGCCUGGUCGCGUCCCGUUUUCACCCUCGCUACAUCGAUCGCUCUCGUUUUUCCUCCGUCUCCUCACUCGGCCAUGAAAUCCUCGCCUCCUGGAUGCCGGACGGGACCGAGUGACCGUGGAGGGACGAACGGGCGAUUCCGGAACGUUCUGCAUAUCCGGGCGGCACUUCUGGAUACGGACGGUUGUCGGCACAAAAGCUUCCAAUGGCAGAAGAUUGUAAACAAUAAAAACCAGCUCAGAGACGCUAGCACGUGAGCGCACCCGAGUUGGGAUUCCUUCCUCGUUUUCGUCUGUUUUCGACUUCUGUGAAUGCUGGCGAUGGAUUCUACGAUAGCUUCGGACUUCUCGUACUUUGAAGGAUGUAUUUUUUUACUUUGAGAAGGACUACAGAAUGGAACGGAUCUUCUUUCGUUGAACUGUGCCGGAGACGUUUGCUCGAACACGAGCCCACGGGGAUUCGGAACACGCCGAGAACGACGUAAUAAACUCACUGCAGGAAUGUUUAUUAAUACAGGAACAUUUUCUCGGUUCAUUUCACGAUGCAUGAUAGCUAGAUUACGAAGCGCUCCAUCUUUUUUUUGAGAAACUGUUUGAAAAUAUGCAAGCGAGGUGGAUCUGGAGACGCUGAGAUGAUGGAGAUCUGUAGAAUGUAACGUGCCAACUUUUCUAAACCUAGUUCAUUCUAAAGGAAUCAAACUAUCCGACCCAGUUAGUUUUGCUUUUUCUUUUCUCGGUUAAUCCAGUCGUAGAUUAACGUCGUGCUUAUUUUCAUCUCUCUGUUCUGUCAGAGCUUCCUUCCUUCCUUCCUAUCUGACUUAUUUUGAAAUGUAUUUAGGUAAAUAAAACAUUCAUUUAUUUAUGGUCUUUUUUAUAUAGUUUGUAAAUUGUAAAAAAUAGAAAAUGUGAGGAAAAUAAAUGAUCGAU
Trichomycterus rosablanca is the source of this 4525-nucleotide messenger RNA. It is a transcript of the gene epha4a, whose product is annotated as eph receptor A4a. Bases 14 to 3001 code for a protein of 995 amino acids. Lineage: Eukaryota; Metazoa; Chordata; Actinopteri; Siluriformes; Trichomycteridae. Gene Ontology annotation, molecular function: transmembrane-ephrin receptor activity; ATP binding; protein binding. The record is from RefSeq and is a predicted model, not a curated record. The transcript has 18 exons. Gene Ontology annotation, biological process: ephrin receptor signaling pathway; axon guidance; protein phosphorylation. Gene Ontology annotation, cellular component: plasma membrane; dendrite.